AAAAGAAAGAAAGAAAGAAAGAAAUUUAUAGCCAUGCCUUUUAUUCAGGACAUUGAUAAUGACGUACAGUAAUAAACCCCCCUUACUCACUUUUUCAUCACUGUUAUCGAAUACCCAAUGAAAUCAUUUUUCCUUUUAUCCUUUUUCUUUUGAUUUUUAUAGAUGCCAAAAAUCGUUUCUUCUUCUAUUGUGUCUUCUUCUGAUCAUCCUGCUCAGAAAGAACAAGAACAACCUACUCAUCUUCAUGUGUAUUAUUGUCUAUGUUCUGAAUUCUUACUGGUGAUUGAUGCUGAUCUUCGACAAUUAGCGAGAAGAAGAACAGACAAUGCGAUUAUUGUGUCCAACACGAAAAGAACCUAUAAACUAACAGCAGAAGCAGAGGAUUGCGUCUUACUCAAGAGAAAAGAAGGCUACGAGAAACAAUACAGAUACCAUUGUCCACGUUGUCAUUUGACCAUUGCAUAUGAAAUGAACGAACAUCGCAAAAGUGGUGAAUUUACCUACAUUCUAGACGGUGCAUUAACAGAAACACAAGGAAGAGCACCACCGAAUGCUAUUAUUGAUGUCUUUACACCUUUGACUGUACAACCCUAAUAAUAAACCCUUUUUUUUUUUUUUUUUUUUUUU
Gilbertella persicaria is the source of this 627-nucleotide messenger RNA. RefSeq lists its product as uncharacterized. The record is from RefSeq and is a predicted model, not a curated record. The transcript has 2 exons. The coding region runs from base 163 to 594 and encodes 143 amino acids. Lineage: Eukaryota; Fungi; Mucoromycota; Mucoromycetes; Mucorales; Choanephoraceae.